Acanthoscelides obtectus is the source of this 1251-nucleotide messenger RNA. The record is from the annotation of a GenBank genome assembly. Lineage: Eukaryota; Metazoa; Arthropoda; Insecta; Coleoptera; Chrysomelidae.
GCUAGCGUUAUCGGGCAGAUAACACAUUCAAAUUGGAUCAAUGAUUGGGUGUAAAAUUCCGUAAUCAACGCUGGAAAAAGUUGUGUCAUCCUCCAUUGCGAUUGGUUGUCGGCCGUCCUUCGAUUCAAAUUCGAUCAAUCGAUCGCUAUUAAAUUUUGCACUCUACCUGAAAUUGUCAUAUGAUCCAUUCGAGUAGGCUGGGCCGCGUAAGCCAUAUUUGUCAGUCAGUUCGCUAGCGCCUUUUACACCUGACCGACCUGAGAAUACUCUACGGAAAGAUGACGAGCGAAAACCCAAUCUACGGACCGUUCUUCGGAGUCAUGGGGGCAGCCUCAGCCAUCAUUUUCAGUUCGAUGGGUGCAGCGUACGGUACUGCAAAAUCAGGCACCGGCAUUGCGGCCAUGUCGGUGAUGCGACCGGAACUGAUCAUGAAAUGCAUCAUCCCCGUUGUCAUGGCGGGUAUCGUGGCGAUCUACGGCCUGGUUAUCGCCGUACUUAUUGCCGGUGAGAUUGCGGACAGUCCGAACUACCCCUUAUUCAAGGGCUUCGUACAUCUAAGCGCAGGCCUGUCCGUAGGCUUCUGCGGUCUGGCGGCCGGUUUCGCCAUAGGCAUUGCAGGAGACGCAGGCGUGCGUGGAACAGCUCAGCAACCCCGACUUUUCGUCGGUAUGAUCUUGAUCCUCAUCUUCGCCGAAGUGUUGGGUCUGUACGGCCUCAUUGUAGGCAUCUACCUCUUCACCAAGUCCUAAGCGCACCGCCCACAAUCAUCAACCACCAUCCCUAUGAACUUUUAUGUCGGAAACAUGAUAUUUUCGGUUGCGGUGACAUUGUAGAAAAGUUUCUGGUUACCUACUGAGAUAUGUUUCAGAUACAGCGACAGAUAUGUUUCAAUGAAAUAUUGCUGUGCAUCCGAAAUAUACCUACUGUGACAAUAGAUUGGCAUGUUUGUUCUGCCUAAUGAUCGAAACCAGGUCUUUAAUUGGAAAAAAUACUGUCGUUUCGGGAGUUACAGAACCUUUUUUCAAAGUAUAAAGUUUGAAAACAUGGCGAAUCAAAACUUAUUUCACUGUGUACUUUGAACAACUAUCAAAUUCAUUUUCAUUGAUCAUUCACAUUUUUAAGUUAUACUUUGUAAAAGGAUGAUACAUGAUCAGCAACCGAAAGGAAAGUAAUUUUUUUUAUUUAGUAUAUAUGCAAUAUAAAAAAAACUAUUUUGAUAUUUAUAUAGUCUAAAAUAAAACUUAAUACACA